AUGGCUCUGCUGGGGCUGCUCGUGCUGCUGGCCCUGGCCUGGCCCGUGGGGGCCACCUGGGACAGCUGCAGAGGGACCUGCGGGCUGCGGCCCUUGGCUUCUGACCACAGCUCUGACACGCCCCGUGCCGUGAGUGGCACCAGCGGCCAGGCAGGGGCCUGGCGUGGCAUCGCCAGCAUCCAGGUCACCUGGGAGAAUGGCACGUGGCACAUGUGCACAGGUGUCCUCCUCAGCCCCCAGUGGGUCCUCACGGUCGCACACUGCUUCGCCAGGUCCAGGACCUAUUCCACGUGGGACGUGGUGAUGGGGGCCUCAGAUCUGACUCACCCAGGCCCUGAGGCUGCAGUCAGACACAUCAAGAAGCUCCUGAUGCACGAGCACUACGUGCCUGCCACAGCCAGGAAUGACAUUGCCCUGCUGGAGCUGGACCAGCCCGUGGAGUGCAGCGACUACAUCCAGCUGGGCUGUGUGCCCGACGCCUCGCUCAGGGUCUCAGAGCUGAAAUCCUGCUACAUCGCCGGCUGGAACUUUGGCAGAGGCUUGACGCUGCAGGAGGCCAAGGUCCACCUCAUGGACACGGAGCUCUGCAACAGCAGCCGCUGGUACGCGGGGGCCGUUCGUGCUGAUGACCUCUGUGCUGGGUACCCACAUGGUGGCAUCGACACCUGCCAGGGGGACAGCGGGAGUCCCCUCGUCUGCAAGGACAACGGAGCCGACUCCUUCUGGCUGGUGGGCAUGUACAGCUGGGGAAGAGGCUGUGACAGAGCCAGGCACCCCGGGAUCUACACCGACACCCAGUACUUCCACAACUGGAUCCUGCACCACACCGGGCUGAGCCAAGCAGAAAAAGCUGGGGCAGCACCGCAGCCGAAAUGCGGCCCGACUUCCAAGCCGGAGGAGGGCUCCGCUUCUGAGGAGACCCCGACGGGAGAGACGACGACAGUGCCAGAGCCGACGACAGUGGCAGUGCCAGCGCCCACGACAGUGCCGAUACCGGAGCCGACACACGUGCCAGAGCACGAACCGGAGCACAAACCGGAGCAGGAGCAAGAGCAGGAGUCAGAGCAGGAGUCAGAGCUGGAGUCAGAGCAGGAGUCAGAGCUGGAGUCAGAGGAGGAACCGGAGUGGGUGCCCAUGCCGGAGCCAGAGCUGGUGCCGGAGUCGGAACCGGAGCAGGAAAACCCCGCCGAGUCCGAGGAGGAGCCGGUGCCAAUUCCGGAACCGGAACCGGAGCCAGAACCAGAACCAGAAGCGGAACAGGACCAGGACCGGCUCCUGCACAUCUCGGUGCCGUACCGGAGCGUGGUGCAAUUCUGUAACCUGCUCAAGGAUUUCUUGCAGUUCCUGCGGGACCAGCUGGACUGA
Messenger RNA from Catharus ustulatus (Swainson's thrush), 1365 nucleotides. RefSeq names its product acrosin-like. Bases 1 to 1365 code for a protein of 454 amino acids. The transcript has 5 exons. Gene Ontology annotation, biological process: proteolysis; acrosome reaction. The record is from RefSeq and is a predicted model, not a curated record. Lineage: Eukaryota; Metazoa; Chordata; Aves; Passeriformes; Turdidae. Gene Ontology annotation, molecular function: serine-type endopeptidase activity.